AUGGCCUCUCGUGUCCUGGUCUCUGGUCUCCCCCGGUCGCUCCCUCCCCUCCCCCCGGGGCCUGCCCCUACCUGCGUUCCCUGCGUCGAGGGGCGGCAGCGCGCCGCUCCUCACUCCUCCGAGUUUCCGCCGACAGAGGCUCCGCUGCAGACUCUUCACAUGGACGUGUGGGGCCCAGCCCGCGUCCGUGGACAGGGUCACGAGCGCUACUUCCUGCUGGUAGUUGACGACUACUCGCGUUACACCACGGUCUUCCCCUUGCGCCGCAAGGAUGAGGUCACUGAGGUGUUGAUCGACUGGAUCCGCACUGCUCGUCUCCAGCUCAGGAAGAGUUUCCGCUCGGACUUUCCUGUUUUGCGUCUGCACUCAGACAGAGGUGGUGAGUUUUCCUCCGGCCCUCUGCGAGCCUUCUGUCGUGCGAGGGGCAUCCGCCAGACGUUCACGCUUCCGGCCUCUCCGCAGCAAAAUGAGAUUGUUGAGCGCCGCAUUGGCAUGGUCAUGGAUGUCGCUCGUACGUCCAUGAUCCAUGCGGCUGCUCCCCAUUUUCUGUGGCCGUUUGCGGUUCAGUACGCGGCGCGUCAGAUCAACCUUCAGCCCCGGGUCUCCAUGCCGGGGACCUCCCCCACUCUGUUGUGGACGGGGAAGGUUGGCGAUGCGUCUGCGUUCCGUGUCUGGGGAUCUCGGGCUUUUGUCCGAGACUUGUCUGCGGACAAGAUGUCCUCCCGUGCUAUUCCCUGCGUCUUCCUUGGCUUCCCCCUUGACGCGCCUGGUUGGCAGUUUUACCACCCCACCUCGCGCCGUGUUCUGUCCUCCCAGGACGUCACGUUUGACGAGUUGCCUUUGGAGGUCACUUCUGACACCUCUGGCCCACCUGAGGGGGGUGACGCUGUUGCUGCUGACGCCCCGGCGGCCUUCGGCCGCGCACCAUGCUUGGAGACCCCUCCAGGGUUCCCUCCGCGACCGCCUUCGCCGCCUCUGCAGCCGGUUACUGUUGACUCUGGUGCUGUUGGGGGUGGUGCUCCUGGAGGUGCGGAGUCUGGGGGUGCUGAGCCUGGGGGUGCGGAGUCUGGGGGUACUGAGCCUGUGUGUGCGGAGUUUGGGUUUGCUGAGUCUGGCGGUGAGACGCUUGAGGGUACUGGGACUGCUGGUGCGCGGCCUACUUGGAGUGGCCGCCUUCGUCCGCGUGUGCCUCUCACCCCUCAGCAGCUACACGACUGGUACGGUCGGCGUCAGCGUCGGGCUGCUGGAGCCCGGGGCUCUACUGCUGGGGGUGCUGGAGCUGCUGGUUCUGGGGGUGUUGCUGCUGGAGACGUUGCGGUUGGGGACCCUGGGACUGGAGGUGCUGGUUCUGGUGGUGCUGCUGCGGGAGACCCUGCGGUUGGAGACCCUGGGACUGGAGGUGCUAGUUCUGGGGGUGCUGCUGCUGGAGGCACUGGGGUUGGAGACCCUGGGACUGGAGGUGCUGGUUCUGGUGGUGCUGCUACGGGAGACCCUGCGGUUGGAGACUCUGGGGCUGGAGGUGCCGGUUCUGGGGGUGCUGCUGCUGGUGCCGCUGGUUCUGGUGGUGCUACCGCUGGAGGUACCGGUUCUGCGACUGGAGCUGCUGGAGCUGCUGGAGGCACUGGAGCUACUGGAGUUACUGGAGGUGUUGGAGCUGCUGGAGGCACUGGAGCUGCUGGGGGUGCUGGAGCUGCUGGAGCUGCUGGUGCUGGUGCAGCUGCGCCGACACGACUGUAG
Messenger RNA from Closterium sp. Yama58-4, 1737 nucleotides. The record is from the annotation of a GenBank genome assembly. Lineage: Eukaryota; Viridiplantae; Streptophyta; Zygnematophyceae; Desmidiales; Closteriaceae.